This is a messenger RNA of Olea europaea var. sylvestris, 3010 nucleotides long. RefSeq names its product valine--tRNA ligase, chloroplastic/mitochondrial 2. The record is from RefSeq and is a predicted model, not a curated record. Gene Ontology annotation, cellular component: cytosol. The transcript is spliced from 25 exons. Gene Ontology annotation, molecular function: aminoacyl-tRNA deacylase activity; ATP binding; valine-tRNA ligase activity. Lineage: Eukaryota; Viridiplantae; Streptophyta; Magnoliopsida; Lamiales; Oleaceae. Gene Ontology annotation, biological process: valyl-tRNA aminoacylation.
GCGGGGUUUACAUGUAGUUUGACCGGGGUCCAACCUCCAAGCCAAAGAAUGGCUCUCUCCAACCCCUCUCUCUUAUCUUCUUCUUGCUCUGUUUACAGACUCAAUCCACUACUCUUUUCAUCCGAACGCCGUCGUUGCAUCACUCUUUCCCACUCGCAUUUCGUCCGUCUCACUCGCAGGUUCUUCUCUGCUACCGUGGCUGCAGCUAAUAGUAGUGUAUUCACUUCGCCAGAAGUAGCAAAGUCGUUUGAUUUUACAACUGAAGAACGGAUUUAUAAAUGGUGGGAGUCUGAAGGGUAUUUCAAACCAAACUAUGACACAGGAAGUGAUCCAUUCGUAAUUUCAAUGCCACCGCCUAAUGUUACAGGUUCAUUGCAUAUGGGGCAUGCUAUGUUUGUAACUCUUGAGGAUAUUAUGGUGAGAUACCAUCGUAUGAAGGGAAGACCAACACUUUGGCUUCCUGGAACAGAUCAUGCUGGUAUUGCUACCCAGCUGGUUGUGGAAAGAAUGCUGGAGGUGGAAGGAAUAAAAAGGGUUGAUUUGGGUAGAGAAGAAUUUACAAAGAGAGUAUGGGAAUGGAAAGAGAAGUAUGGGGGAACCAUUACAAAUCAAAUCAGGAGACUUGGUGCUUCUUGUGAUUGGACCCGAGAACAUUUUACCCUAGAUGCUCAGCUGAGUCGAGCGGUAGUUGAAGCCUUUGUUAGGCUUCAUGAAAAGGGCCUUAUCUACCAAGGCUCUUACAUGGUGAACUGGUCACCAAAUUUGCAGACUGCAGUUUCUGACUUGGAAGUAGAAUACUCUGAGGAACCUGGUGCUUUAUAUUAUAUCAAGUAUCGUGUUGCUGGUGGCUCGAGAAGUGACUUCUUAACAAUUGCUACCACGCGCCCAGAGACUUUAUUUGGGGAUACGGCUAUUGCAGUGAAUCCUGAGGACGAACGCUAUUCUAAGUACAUAGGGAAGCAGGCUAUCGUCCCAAUGACUUAUGGCCGGCAUGUACCCAUUAUUUCAGACAAGUAUGUAGAUAAAGACUUUGGAACUGGUGUCUUGAAGAUAAGCCCUGGCCAUGAUCACAAUGACUACCUUCUUGCACGGAAACUUGGUCUUCCCAUUCUUAAUGUGAUGAAUAAAGACGGGACACUUAAUGAAGUUGCUGGAUUAUACUGUGGUCUUGAUCGGUUCGAGGCACGAAAGAAACUUUGGUCCGAUCUUGAGGAGACAAGGUUGGCAGUUAAAAAGGAAGCCCACACUCUUAGAGUUCCCAGGUCCCAACGUGGUGGAGAAAUAAUAGAGCCUCUAGUAAGCAAGCAAUGGUUUGUGACAAUGGAGCCCUUGGCUGAGAAGGCCCUUCAAGCAGUUGACAAGGGAGAAAUAACCGUCGUGCCUGAAAGAUUUGAGAAGAUAUAUAAUCACUGGCUAUCAAAUAUCAAGGAUUGGUGUAUAAGCAGACAACUAUGGUGGGGACACCGCAUACCAGUUUGGUACAUUGUGGGCAAAGACUGUGAAGAGGAAUACAUAGUUGCUAGGAGCACAGAAGAAGCUAUUGAAAAAGCUCACAAGAAGUAUGGGAAAAAUGUUGAAAUAUAUCAGGAUCCAGAUGUUCUUGACACCUGGUUUUCAAGUGCUCUAUGGCCUUUCAGCACUCUUGGUUGGCCAGAUGUGUUGGCAGAGGAUUUUAAGCGGUUCUAUCCAACAUCAGUUCUUGAAACUGGGCAUGACAUAUUGUUCUUCUGGGUGGCACGAAUGGUAAUGAUGGGAAUUGAAUUCACCGGGACAGUUCCAUUUUCAAAUAUUUAUCUUCAUGGACUUAUCCGAGAUUCUCAAGGUAGAAAAAUGUCCAAAACAUUAGGAAAUGUCAUAGAUCCAUUAGAUACAAUAAAAGAGUAUGGAACUGAUGCUCUGCGCUUCACUCUUUCUCUGGGAACUGCUGGUCAGGAUCUAAAUUUAUCAACUGAGAGGUUGACUUCUAACAAAGCAUUCACCAACAAAUUAUGGAAUGCUGGCAAGUUUUUGUUACAAAAUUUGCCCAGUCAAAGUGAUUUAUCUGCUUGGGAAGCUAUGCUGGCGUUUAAGCCAUUUAUGCCAUUUGUCACCGAAGAGCUCUGGCAGGCAUUACCAUAUCGAGAACAAGCUCUUAUAAUAUCUGCUUGGCCAUCAACAUCACUCCCAAGGCAAGCCGAAUCAAUGAAAAAAUUUGAGAAUUUACAGGCUUUGAUAAGAGCAAUUCGAAAUGCACGAGCAGAAUACUCUGUUGAGCCAGGACGGCGUAUAUCUGCAUCAGUUGUUGCAAAUUCAGAAGUCCUUCAGUAUAUAUCUAUGGAAAAGGAAGUUAUGGCUCACCUAUCCAAACUGGAUUUACAGAACGUCACUUUCGCAGAAUCUCCCCCUGGAGACGCCAAUCAAUCAGUCCAUCUUGUUGCGAGUGAAGGUUUGGAGGCUUAUCUUCCUCUUGCUCACAUGGUGGAUAUAUCUGCUAAAAAAAAAAAAAAAAAAAAAAAAAAAAACCCUUGAAUAAAGGAAAAAAUGAAAGCUUUAGCCAAAUCUAGUUCUGAUAAGUUUACAGAGAAAGCUCCAGAGGAAAUUGUUCGAGGGGCUCGAGAAAAAGCAGCAGAAGCAGAGGAGAAGUUAACGCUGACCAGAAAUCGCCUAGCUUUCCUUCAAUCCACAGUUUUGGUGUCAAAAUGAAUUUUUGAUAUCCAGCUGAUACAAUUUAUCGAAAUACCCAUGUCCGAUGAUCCUCCGUGCGAUGUAUUGGCAGUGAUGUUGCUUUCAGGUGGACGCCUAGAACUGUGAAUUUUUCAUGGAAAAAGGAUGUGGCUAGGUUGAUGUACAGACCUGUAUUUGUUGCCAAAAAAAAAAAAAUGUCGAAUAAAUUUUCGUCCAUCUUAUUAUUUAUUCAUCCUUUUUGCAUAGGUAAAGUAACAUCAUAACUGGUUAAUGGAAAAUGUACGCAAGAUUCUGUACGAAUACCUCAAUCGAUACCAGAUAUUGAACUAUCUAAAAGUUUCCAUAA